CUUGUUACUGCGCAUGCGUUCACAUGUUUUUUCUUCUGGGUUUAACAUUUCUCUCUGGUGAGUGAGUGUAACUUUAUGGCCAGAUACAUGAGGCCUCCAAACACGUCUUUGUUUGUUAGGAACAUCUCCGAUGAGUCCAGAAAAUGUAAAAGCAUCCAGUUGUGGAACCGGCCACAAAGAGUUACAAAGACCCGUGUAGAGUAGCUGUAAAGACAAGUGACCUUCAGGAUCAGAGGGAGGGAAAAGGUUGAAAAGAGAAAGUAAAGCAUGAAGAGGAAAAGGGCACGGAGACAAAGCUUGGAAAUGGCGGCAAAGAAUGGGGAAAAGAAAAAGAGGUUUAAGACGAAAAAGCAAGCAAGCAAGCAGGAAACCCAAGUCUCUCUGGGAGUCGAUUAAAGGGUGUAAAGAUCAAGAUGAAGUUCAAAGUCAAGCACGGGCAAAGCAUGUUUGAAGAUGUGCGCGACGCAGAGGAUGCUCUUCACAGCCUGGACAGGAAGUGGGUUUGUGGCCGGCAGAUUGAGAUCCAGUUUGCACAGGGCGACAGAAAGACACCGAACCAGAUGAAGGCGAAGGAGAGACGUUCUCCGGGCAGAUCCUCUCGAUACGACGACUACGACCGCGACGGCCGACGCAGACGCUCACGCAGCCGCAGCUACGACCGAUACAGGUCACGCAGCCCGUCCUGUGACCGCCGCCGCAGACGGUCGGAGAGUCCCAGAGAGUCUCGUGGACGAAUGUACGGAAGAGGAAGAAGCAGGAGCCGCGAGGACGAAAGAUACAAGCAGAGGCCUCGGAGAGAGUCCAGAGAAAGGUCGAGAUCCUGCUCCAGAUCGGCGUCUCCCAGAGACGCCCUCAACCCUCCGUCGACGUCCCACUACACCGAGGAAGAAGUGAGGCGAGUCCACUCCCCGUCCCGCUCCAGGUCCCGCUCCGUGUCCAGGUCACGCUCUCGUUCACGUUCCCGGUCCUGGGCCGGACACAAGUCGGGAGGACGUUAAAUCAGACCCUGUCCCUGUCCCACCCCCACCCCCGCCCCCCUCCACCCAUCUCUAACCCUGGUAAUGUCAGAUGGACCGGAGCUGUUCAUUUGUCGAGAGAAGAUUUGUUUGUUUGACAUGAAUGUAACGUCCGCUGAACCAUUUGUAGAAAGCUUGUUUUUUGCUGCCGGUCCUUGGCUCGGUUUUAUAUAUAUAUAAAAAAAAAAGAAAGAAGUUGUUUUGGUGAAGUUUCCCAUUAGGAACAGAGACGGCGGUUUUUGCGUUCAGUGGUGGCCUGUCAGGAAAACGAUAUAUUGUCUUUUUUAUACGGCGUUACUGAUAACUUUGUUUUCUAAACCCUAUGCACCCAUUUUUACAAACACACACACACACGUUCAGUAUUUUAAGAAAAGAAUCCGUCGAAUCAUAAACUCGUUGCUUUACCUGCUGACGUUUCUCACCGCUGCUUUUCAACUGGCGUCCGUUCAUUUCUCUACACGAGGAGCGAGUAGCUCCAGAUCAAUACCGAAUCAUUGCACGGUGGUGAGGUUCUGAGUUUUACCCUCUGAAAAACGAGAGCCGGUGGCUUCCAGGAAGACACGGCGACGGGAAACACGAGCGCUAACGGGUGCUAACGUGCUAACGCGCACAUGUGACGAUCCUUUAAAAAAGUGUUAAAAACGUUUGAGUUAAAACAGACGGUAAUGUGUGCGGUAGUUUUUGUUUUUUUUAUUUCUGUGGUGAUUUUCUGUGAGACUUCAUUUAAACAUUUGUCCGAACAUCUGCUCUGAGAGGUGUUCACUGCAUGUUUUACCCUCUUCUAUCUUUAGUAGGAAGAAAACUGUUAUUUUGAGUAAUAAAUGGUUAACAUUCAAACGGAAA
Molecule: messenger RNA, 1859 nt
Organism: Mugil cephalus (flathead mullet)
Lineage: Eukaryota; Metazoa; Chordata; Actinopteri; Mugiliformes; Mugilidae
Product: serine/arginine-rich splicing factor 10-like
Exons: 6
Coding region: 414-998 (194 amino acids)
Molecular function (GO): RNA binding
Source: RefSeq, a predicted model, not a curated record